This is a messenger RNA of Colossoma macropomum (tambaqui), 3136 nucleotides long. RefSeq names its product interphotoreceptor matrix proteoglycan 1b (gene impg1b). The transcript is spliced from 18 exons. Bases 14 to 3136 code for a protein of 1040 amino acids. Gene Ontology annotation, biological process: visual perception. NCBI's taxonomy places the organism in Eukaryota, Metazoa, Chordata, Actinopteri, Characiformes, Serrasalmidae. The record is from RefSeq and is a predicted model, not a curated record.
AAAGCACUGCAUCAUGCCAUUGAAAACAGGACUAUUUCUCUUCCUGUUCUUGUUUACCCUCCAAGCCACCAGAAUCAAAGACCUCAGGAGUGAUGAUCUGUCAGGGAUCAGAAACGUCAAAUACAGACAUUUCUUAGAGGCAGCACGACCAGUCAGACAGCUGCCGGCUGCACGAAUUGCACUCGACCAGAACAAGCAUCGCGCAAAAAGAUCUACACUCUUCAGCACAGGGGUCAAAGUGUGUCCUCAGGAGAGCAUGGCAGAGGUCAUCUCAAGUCAUAAAGCCUACUACAAACUGAGAGUCUGCCAGGAAGCAGUAUGGGAGGCAUUCCAGAUUUUUCUGGACAGAGUACCUGACACUGUGGAGUACCAGCAGUGGGUAUAUGCCUGCCAGAGAGACUCAUUGUGUGUGGAUGACUUGGCCCGAAACUUCAGCAGCACCCAGGAACACCUUGACAUGGUGGCUAGGCAAGUGAGUGCUCAAGAGGAACUGGAGGGUGCCCUAGCCACAUCUACGCCAGGCGAGAAAUGUUCAAAGACUACUGAAGAGCUACUUGUUACGGAAAAAGAGAAGACUGGAGCUGUAGGCACUGUCCCUGCAGAGCUGGUAGAGCACAUAAUCGAGUUCAGUGUGACUGUGGAGGAUCCUGGUUACAGCGAGCUACUGACUGACUCUGACACCUUACCCUAUCAAGAUGUCACCCAGAGCCUUCACGAGCAGAUGCUGCACAUUUUCAGCAAACUUCCUGGGUUUAAGGAGGUUCGACUGCUGGGAUUCCGGUCUGGAGGUGAUGCACUGCGCUAUGCUGUGGUGUUUGAGACAGAAGUGGACUCUACAGGGAAAGAGUCCUCAGAGACAACUGGUGAAUCUGGCACAGAAACAUCCCUGAAGGACAUGGUGGCAAAGGCCCUGAGUGAGGACACGUCCCUGCCUUUGGACAUUCAUUCCCUCAGCUUUGAACCAGAGCUACCAACAGACCAUACAAGAUAUUUACCUGGGGGCAUUAUUACAAAACCUACAGUGGCCAUCACGGAGGAGAGUUUUAAGUCCACUAGCAUCUCCACAGGAGAUGCAGCUUCUAACAGAACACAAGGGAGGAGAGAUGAGGAGGCAGUGGAUAACACUACAAAGGAAAUAUUCAAACAGAUGCCUCCUACGACUACGUUAGUGACCAUUACAGAGCAACUUCCACCUGAAUCAACUAAAGGCUCACAGCUGGAGGAACCUGAGGAGAAAAAUCUGAUCACAGAGAGAAUUCAAAUAACUGAAGGACUAAAGAGGAAUACUACUUUGGAUUACCCUUCAAAGACAUCUGAAGUCCAAGAGGAUCUGAGAAAUGAAAUUGCUGUCACAGCUGGGUCACCGAACUUGAGCUCUUUUGAAGUAGUAACAGCAUCAACUUCUGUUCAGUUCUCAGUGGAUUUGGUUACCGUAUCAGAAGGUUCACAAACAUCAUCAGUUACGCCUUCUUUUACCUUCACUGAGGUCCCUAGAGAGCAUGUUGUAAGAGGUGAUGCUGUUGGACCCGUGGAUAUUCCUUCAGAAGCUCCAUCCUCAGUACCUCCUGAGCCAGACAGUCCUAUAGACUACCCUGAGGUACCUAAUGUGAGCAAGCCCACUGAGUCAGUAGAGUUCCCAUCACUACCCAGCACUACAGAGAAGCCAAUAAAGCCUCCUCCACCUUCCACACCCACGCCUGUUUCUCCAGUAGACACACCCUCCGUGCCCUCAGCCAUACCAGAUGAGAACAUCCUAGAUGAGGAGGGACAACCUCUCCAGACACAUUCCCCUCAUCAACCAGAGAGCACACCAGAUAAUGACAUAAACAUGCAAGAGGAUGUAGAGCAGACCGAAGAAGAAACAGAAACAGGUGACAAUCAAGACUAUGGCGGCGGAUUCGAGCCAGACGAGCACCCGCAGUCUUCAGCACCCUCCCUGGACAUGGCUGCCAGCCAGGCCAAAGACCUAGUUGUGUUUUUUAGUUUGCGGGUGACUAACAUGGUCUUUUCAGAGGAUCUUUUCAACAAAAGCUCUCCGGAAUACAAAUCCCUGGAAAACACUUUUCUCGAACUGAGACAAUUUCCUGAACCCAAUAACUUGCCAAACCCAGAAGCUUCCAGUAAACAGACUGAGAGGGAACAACGGACAUUAGCCUCAAUACCGCUUCUUCCAUACCUGCAGUCCAAUCUGACUGGCUUUAAGGAGCUGCAGAUUCUCAACUUCAGAAAUGGUAGCGUGGUGGUAAACAGCAAGAUGAAGUUAGCCAAACCGGUGCCAUAUAACGUCACAGAAGCUGUGCACUGCGUUCUUGAAGACUUUUGUAACGCCGCAUCCAAAAGACUGGACAUUGAAAUCGACACCCAGUCAGUGGAUGUUGCAGCAGCUGAUGAUGGUGAUCCAUGCAAGUACAUGGACUGCAACAAAUUCUCUCGCUGUGUGGUGAACACGCUGACCGCUGAAGCUGAGUGUCUGUGUGAUCCCGGCUACAGCACCGUGGAUGGGCUGCCCUGUCAAAGCAUCUGUGACAUUCAGCCUGACUACUGUCUGAAUGGGGGCCAAUGUGAGAUCAUACCAGGACAUGGAGCAACCUGCAGAUGUCCUGUAGGUAAAUUCUGGCACUAUCAUGGAGAGCGCUGCAAUGAACUGGUGUCUUUGCCAGUUGACCCACUCCUUUUCGUAGCCUGCCUGGUGGGAAGUCUCACCAUGGUUUGUGCUGUGAUAGGCAUCUUGAUUUUCAUUAACAAGAAAUGUAUACGGACGAGGAAGACGGUGACACUAGUGCAUUCACACUCCUCCCUCCCCUUUGAGGGCACUAUGAGAGUGAAUCCAGGUUUUGAGAAUGACGAGGGUAUCUUGACUCAUGUGUCAAGCAUCAGCUAUCCCAUGAGCACUGACUCUGGGUCUUCUCAAUUUUCUGACCAAGGCACAUUUCGGUCAUUUGACAACAUACACCUUAGUAUUGAGAUGCCCAGACAACUCUACGCAAGAAGGUCAGAAAAGUUAGUGCCAGAAAUGGUUGAUUUCCACCACUGUAUACCACAUCAUGAGACAUGGCGGCUGUCUAAUGAACACAGGACCUCAUGUUGUCUUCUGAGGGGACCAGACAGUGAAGGGUUUGAAGUGACCGUUUUAUGA